Molecule: messenger RNA, 1050 nt
Organism: Haliaeetus leucocephalus (bald eagle)
Lineage: Eukaryota; Metazoa; Chordata; Aves; Accipitriformes; Accipitridae
Gene: SCEL
Product: sciellin
Exons: 13
Coding region: 1-1050 (349 amino acids)
Biological process (GO): epidermis development
Cellular component (GO): cytoplasm
Source: RefSeq, a predicted model, not a curated record
AUGGCAGUUCCCCCUGCUGAGGCCUGUGGUUGCUGUGGCAACCCCACAGGAGCAUGGGACUGGGAAGGCGAUAAUAAGAGCCCCUCUGUUGCAAUUAAAAGCAGACAACAGGCUACUCAUGAUAUUAAUAAACGACGGACCCUUUUGCAAGAUAACAGCUGGAUAAAGAAGAGGCCUGAAGAGGAAAGUGCUGAUGAAAACUAUGGAAGGGCUGUGCUUAAUCAGUACAAAUCCCAAGACAGCCUACACAGCAGUAGCACAAAUGAAAAGGAAGAUCAGAAAGCUGUACUUGGACGAUACAGGUCUGAUACUACCUUGGACAGGCAAUCUUGGAUGCCUCCCUCGGUUUCGAGUAGUAAGACCACAACAGAAACUGUGGAAACUAAACAGACCACUUCAGAAAAUUCAGAGGCUCCAAAGAUGGCUGCCUUUUCAUCAGAUCAGGUGACCCCUCAGAAAUCAAAGACUGAUGUGGAUGAUCAAGCUACAGCAAGGAACCAAGAUCUCGAUAACCUCAUCAAAGUAAAUCCAAGUUCUUUCACAAGUGAUAAGGAGAUAACUGAGCAAGCAUACGCAAAUCCUUCAAGGGCUCCAAAUAAUCUCCCAGAAACAAACUACUCCAGUGAAAGAAAGACCAGCAAAUCAUCAUAUGAUGCCUAUGAAGAAAAUAUAACUGGAAAUACUAUCAAAACUGUUUACUCUACUUCUGAUCGGAGUAUAAUUGGAAAAGAUAUAUGUACAUACUGCAGGAAGCCCUUGGGUAUAGAUGCCAAAAUGAUCUUAGAUGCCUUGCAAAUUUGCUGUCACUCGACUUGCUUCAAGUGUGAAGUAUGUAAAAGACCACUGGAAGAUCUGAAAGCAGGAGACAGCAUCUGGAUUUACAGACAAACUGUGCAUUGUGAGCCUUGCUAUUCCAAAGUUAAAGGAAACCUGAGACAGCGACGCGGCACCGUGGAGGCAGUGGUGGCUGUUACGGCUACUACUCUGCCCGAAGCUGAUGCUCAAGAAUUGGGUAGCGACCGACUGACAGCUAUUAUUAGCAGGGGCUGA